UCACGGGUGGUGAUCACCCCGGGCAGAUGAUGUUCGAACGUGGUUGUGGACACACUCACUCGUGACUCUCAUUUCUUCCCUCGGACCCUCGCGGAACACCCCGGGUUCACUUUCUCCGUCGAACCGCUGGAAUAUGUGAACAUUUCUAUUCUCGGUUUCUUUCGUUCAUUUCGAUACUUUGUGUGCCUCGAGGGAAUUUAAGAUAAUCGCGAGUGCAUUGCCGAUCGAUCUGUUCAGCCACCUGUGAACAAUGUUUUGAAGAGAAAUCAGAAUCAAUGAGAACCACAUGACACUGAUGACAACCCGACAUGAAGUACCUAAAGAUUUCGCUCUUUCUGUUCAACCUCCUAAUAUGGUUGGCUGGGUUCAUGGUGGUAGUUAUUGGCGUGUGGCUGUUGCUCGAGCCCAGCAAUGGACACCUGCUGAAUCUAUUUGUGCGGAGUACAUCGCCCCACUACACUGUUCAUAUAGUUGCAUAUAGCCUACUUGGAUUGGGAUUCAUUGUCCUCACAGUCGGGUUUGUAGGAUGUAGAGCGUCAUUGUAUGGAAGCCAGUGCAUAAUAACUGUGUACAUAGCAGCUCUGGUGGUGCUCAUAAUAACAGAAUUAGCGACCGCAGCAGUCGGGGGUUUUUUAGCUUACCGGGGCAUAUCCGGGUUAGAGGAGAGAUUAGUCGAGAGACUUGGGGAUCACUACGGACAUGAUCCAUCUAGUGACAUCGCAUUCACGCAGAGUCUCGAUUAUUCACAAUAUAAGUUCAAUUGCUGCGGGAUUCAUGGGGAUAGCGAUUAUAAUGGCACUGCCUGGUGGAGAGACUUCAGGGUGACAGGAAUCAAUAGAAGAGUCCCUCUCACUUGCUGUAUACUCAAGAAUCACGAAUUUCUUUCAGGGUUUUCAGUUUUUUCUUUCAUAGUAAAAAAUGCUGGAAGUCCUAUGAGUGUAGUUUCCCGGGUCUUUCACAAAGAUAAUGAAAAACCGUGGGUAGUGCCGCAGCCCAAGGAUGAGGCUGCCUGUCAAUCUGACGAUCCAGUGGCGCAGUUGGGGUAUCGUCACAAAGAGGGGUGUAUGCACAAAGUUGCGGCUUGGGUGCAAUUUGAGAGCUUGAAGCUCGUUUUUACGGGGCUAAUAAUGGCAGCAAUCCAGACUAUCGGUAUCGUUGUAUCAACACUGAUGUGCAAAACAAUGAGAGAUGUGCAAAAUGAUGGAUAACAAAAGGAAGAGCCCAUCUCAUUCACAUAAUGGUGGUACACCUAGUUCUGAUGGCCGUCCUGCAGAUGUAUGAUAUGAUAUCAUAGUGGAAAUUUCAUGUUCUGGCCAGCAAUGUGAAUUGAAAUGGCAAACAAUUCGUGUUGUAAAAAUGAGAAUAACAAGCCGCGGAAAUUCGAGUAGAACCUAUAACGAACUUUACCCAGGGAAACAAAAAAUGUAAACAGAACCCCAAAGCCGACGAAUAUUCCCACACGAGCCACUUGACCGUCAAUUUCUCCAACGAUAACAAUGAAAUGUCGUGAGAGUUUAACAAAAUAAUGUAGAGUCGAUUGUGUUGUGAACGAAUGACUUCAUUUGAUAGCUUUUUUCUCGCGAAUAAUUGACUCGAAUGGAAUUCGCUUCAAUAGUAAAGCGUCAAUUUCAUUACUGACUUGAAUUCCUCCUUGUUGAUUGAUAAUAUUUAUCAUUGCCUGCGACAUUUUACUAUUUUUUGUACAUAAAAUUGAUUAUUAGGAAUGUUCAAAUAAUUCGGAUGCACUAGAUUAACCCUGAAAAUUAAGGAAUAAAUCCAAACAAAUUUUGGAAGUUGAUGACAAAUAAUGUAGAAAGAUAUUAAAUCAGAGAUCAUAAUUCAUAAUUCAAUUCUCAAUGAUUUAUAAUUCCACGAGAGAUAUUUACUGCAGUAAAUUAGAUAUCUCAUGUGACAAAAUUUAGCAAAAAUAUGUUUCUUGACAUUUUUCAUAAUAUAUAAAAAACACUGUCGCGAGGAAUGAAUGAAUCUCGACGGGAAAUCGUAAUUACGAGGAGCGAAUAGUGAAACAAAUCGCUAAUAAUGAAAGUUUCAAGCUACAGAUGCUGAAAAAAGAGAAAUAAUAAACACAAAAUAUUUUUAAUAAAAUUCUACUUCAAAUGAAAAAUGGAUAAAUUGAUUGCGCAUAUAUUUUUUUAAAGCAGUUAUUAUGCUGGAUUUUUUUAAUGCAUUUGAUUUACUGUAAUAUAGAUGAAGAUUAAUGCGUAUUCUAUGUGUACAGAGAAUUUAGAGUUUCAUUAAGUGUUGGUUGGAUCUCUCUGAGACAGAGGUUAAAUGUAACUAUAUAAACGCAUGUGUAAAGGUAAGAAAAUAAAUCGUUCUUCGUGUAAAAAUGUAA
Messenger RNA from Diachasma alloeum, 2356 nucleotides. Its product is annotated as tetraspanin-11. Bases 309 to 1208 code for a protein of 299 amino acids. The record is from RefSeq and is a predicted model, not a curated record. Lineage: Eukaryota; Metazoa; Arthropoda; Insecta; Hymenoptera; Braconidae. The transcript has 10 exons. Gene Ontology annotation, cellular component: membrane.